Kalmanozyma brasiliensis GHG001 is the source of this 2520-nucleotide messenger RNA. Its product is annotated as CDC48, N-terminal subdomain protein. The coding region runs from base 1 to 2520 and encodes 839 amino acids. NCBI's taxonomy places the organism in Eukaryota, Fungi, Basidiomycota, Ustilaginomycetes, Ustilaginales. The record is from RefSeq and is a predicted model, not a curated record. Gene Ontology annotation, biological process: retrograde protein transport, ER to cytosol; mitotic spindle disassembly; autophagosome maturation. Gene Ontology annotation, molecular function: ATP binding; ATP hydrolysis activity; polyubiquitin modification-dependent protein binding. The transcript is spliced from 3 exons. Gene Ontology annotation, cellular component: cytosol; VCP-NPL4-UFD1 AAA ATPase complex; nucleus.
AUGUCCGACCCCACUGCUUCGAAUGCUCCCGAGGUCAAGCUGCCCAAGCCUGCCCCGGCCGACGACAAGGAUGAGGUCGCCACCGCCAUCCUUCGUCAGAAGAAAUCACCCAACCGUCUCUUCGUAGAGGAGUCCACCACCGACGACAACUCGGUCGCAUGUUUGAGUCCUGGCAAGAUGGAAGAGCUUGGCCUCUUUCGCGGGGACACGAUUUUGCUCCGUGGCAAGAAGCGUCGUGAUACUGUCCUCAUUUGCUUGACCGACGAGAACACCGAGGACAGCAAGAUCCGCCUCAACAAGGUUGCUCGUAACAACCUCCGCGUCAAGCUCGGCGAUCUCAUCUCGGUUCACGCUUGUCACGACAUCAAGUACGGCAAGCGCAUCCACGUCUUGCCCUUCGAUGACAGCGUCGAGGGUCUUACCGGAAACAUCUUCGACGUCUACCUCAAACCAUAUUUCCUCGAGAGUUACAGGCCUGUGCGUAAGGGCGACACGUUCACCGUCCGAGGAGGCAUGCGCGCCGUCGAGUUCAAGGUCAUCGAGACCGACCCCGCCGAGUUCUGCAUUGUCGCACAAGAUACGGUCAUUCAUACCGAGGGUGAGCCUGUGAAGCGCGAGGACGAGGAGGCCAACCUUGCCGAUGUCGGCUACGACGACAUUGGUGGUUGCCGCAAGCAGAUGGCUCAGAUCCGCGAGAUGGUCGAGCUGCCCCUGCGACACCCACAGCUGUUCAAGUCGAUUGGUAUUAAGCCUCCCCGUGGUGUGCUCAUGUUCGGACCUCCUGGUACCGGUAAGACGCUCAUGGCUCGAGCUGUCGCCAACGAGACCGGCGCCUUCUUCUUCCUCAUCAACGGUCCCGAGAUCAUGUCCAAGAUGGCUGGUGAAUCCGAGUCGAACCUGCGCAAAGCCUUCGAGGAGGCCGAGAAGAACAGCCCUGCCAUUAUCUUCAUCGACGAGAUCGACAGUAUCGCGCCCAAGCGUGACAAGACCAACGGUGAGGUCGAGCGACGUGUCGUGUCGCAGCUUCUCACCCUCAUGGACGGUCUCAAGGCCCGCUCCAACAUUGUCGUCAUGGCUGCCACCAACCGACCCAACUCCAUCGACCCUGCCCUCCGACGAUUCGGCCGAUUCGACCGUGAAGUCGACAUUGGCAUUCCCGACCCUACUGGCCGACUCGAGAUCUUGCGCAUCCACACCAAGAACAUGAAGCUCGCCGAUGACGUUGAUCUCGAGCAGAUCGCUGCCGAGACUCACGGUUACGUCGGUUCCGAUGUGGCUGCUCUCUGCUCCGAGGCUGCCAUGCAGCAGAUCCGAGAGAAGAUGGAUCUCAUCGACCUUGACGAGGACACCAUCGACGCCGAGGUGCUCGACUCGCUUGGUGUUACCAUGGAGAACUUCCGAUUCGCUCUUGGCAUCUCCAACCCUUCGGCCCUCCGCGAGACUGUGGUCGAGGUGCCCACCACCACCUGGAAGGACAUCGGAGGUCUCGACAAGGUCAAGCAGGAGCUGCAGGAGACCGUCUCGUACCCCGUCGAGCACCCCGAAAAGUUCCUCAAGUACGGUAUGGCGCCUUCCAAGGGCGUUCUGUUCUACGGUCCUCCUGGUACCGGUAAGACGUUGCUCGCCAAGGCCAUCGCCAACGAGUGCCAGGCUAACUUCAUCUCGAUCAAGGGUCCCGAGCUGCUCACCAUGUGGUUCGGUGAGUCGGAAGCCAACGUGCGAGACGUCUUCGACAAGGCGCGUGCUGCUGCGCCCUGUGUGAUGUUCUUCGACGAGCUGGACGCUAUCGCCAAGGCGCGAGGUGGUUCAUCCGGCGACGGUGGAGGAGCAGGUGACCGUGUCAUUAACCAGAUCCUGACCGAGAUGGACGGUGUCAGCUCGCGCAAGAACGUCUUCAUUAUCGGUGCUACCAACCGACCUGACCAGAUCGACCCUGCGAUCCUGCGUCCUGGUCGUCUUGACCAGCUCAUCUACAUUCCUCUGCCCGACGAGCCCUCGCGUCUGUCGAUUCUCAAGGCGACGCUCAAGAAGUCGCCUAUUGCCGAGGACGUUGACCUCAACUUCUUGGCCAAGCACACACACGGCUUCUCUGGUGCCGAUCUUGCCGAGAUCUGUCAGCGUGCCGCCAAGCUGGCCAUUCGCGAGUCGAUCGAGGCCGAUAUCAAGCGCGAGCGCGAACGCAUCGCCGCAAAGGAGGCCAACGCCGACGGCGAGGUCAAGAUGGAGGAGGAUGCCGCGGGCGUCGCCGCCGAGGAGGAGGAUGACCCGGUCCCCGAAAUCACGCGUGCCCACUUCGAGGAGGCGAUGCGCUUCGCUCGCAGGUCCGUCUCGGACGGCGACAUUCGCCGCUACGAGCUCUUCGCACAGAACCUCCAGUCAGCACGAUCGUUUGGUUCCUCAUUCCGCUUCCCUGAGGGUCAGAACCCUGGUCAGACUGGUGGUGCAGGCGGCGCUGGUGGCAGCGGUGGCGGUGCGGCGUUCGGCAACGAUGACGCCGGAGACGAUGACCUGUACGCUUGA